This is a messenger RNA of Zingiber officinale, 1145 nucleotides long. Its product is annotated as transcription factor bHLH35-like. Bases 62 to 754 code for a protein of 230 amino acids. NCBI's taxonomy places the organism in Eukaryota, Viridiplantae, Streptophyta, Magnoliopsida, Zingiberales, Zingiberaceae. The record is from RefSeq and is a predicted model, not a curated record. The transcript has 5 exons. Gene Ontology annotation, biological process: regulation of DNA-templated transcription. Gene Ontology annotation, cellular component: nucleus. Gene Ontology annotation, molecular function: protein dimerization activity; sequence-specific DNA binding; DNA-binding transcription factor activity.
AAAUAACAGGGCGUCGCCUCUCCUUCUCUCCAAUUUUCACUAGGCCAAACUCGCAGUCGCCAUGGACGACAUGGACGGGGACUACAGCCUCUACUGGGAAACCAAGCGCUUCAUCGACUCAGAGGAACUCGAGAGCUGGGGCUUCGAAGAGGCCGUCGCCGGGGACCACUACGACUCCAGCUCCCCGGAAGGCGGCCCCACCGCCGCGGCGAAGAACGUUUCCAUGGAGAGGAACCGCCGGCGGAAGGUCAACGAGAAGCUGUACGCGCUCCGAAGCGUCGUUCCCAACAUCACCAAGAUGGACAAGGCGUCGAUCGUCAAGGACGCCAUCGAUUACAUUCUGCAGCUUCAAGAUCAAGAGCGCCGUAUGCAAGCUGAGAUUCUUGCGCUCGAGAAUCUGAAACAGGGCAGGGCUGACCAUGACCUCGAGUUCUGCGAUGACAUGCACUUGGUCCAGAGGAAGAAGAAGAGAACGGCUUCAGAGCCGAUGCAAGCAAUCGAACUCACAGUGAGUGCAGUGGGGGACAAAACGAUGGUGGUAAGCAUCACCUGCAAAAAGAAGCAUGACGCCAUGAUCAGGCUCUGCGAGCUCUUUGUGUCCCUCCCACUCAAGAUCAUCACGGCCAACAUCACCUGCGUCUCCGGCAGCCUCUUGCAUACUCUGUUCGUUGAGAGUGAUGAAAUGAGGACCGAACAGUUGAAGGAAGAGAUUGAAGCAGCCAUCAUACGACUUGGGAGCCCAAGGAGGCCGUAAAAAAAAAAGAGACGUUUUUACUUAAUAAUUACUUAAUAAUUAAGUUCACGCCUUGCGGCCUUGACAGUCCAUCCCUACACUAUGUAAAGGGAGGUAAAUGAUGUAUAUGAAGGAUGAAAUGUUAUGGUCUUCAUAAAAUAUAUUUUAUACGGUAAAAGACGAUUUAUUUAUAAACCACGGGCUAUUAAUGUAGGUUGUCAAGACAUGAGUAAAAUAUUAAAAAAACAAAAUUAAUUUAAGUAAGGGCUAAAGGGACUUACCUAGUGGUCGGAUCUGGUUGGAUUGAAUCUGAGCCGUCAUGGUGUUCGCCCACUGGUUUUUUUUAAUCGGUGGCCGGGACCGUAGUUUCUAAAGGGAUUUGGUCUGGUAUUAAUUUGAGUACGAAUGGAGC